AUUAGAAAUGCAGAAUUAUUUAAAUAUUCUUGCUUUUGGGGAACAUUUUGUACUGCAGAUAGGUUUACUUCUUCCUAAACCAUAGAGUUAGUCUACAGAUAAAAAACUUUUCUUCCUACUUCCUGACACAGUAGUUAAGGAAUUAACAUCUUGUAUGAGAUUCUCCAGCUUGAAGAUUACAUGUGCUUGAAAAUCUGUCUUGAGGUUGUUAAUGGAGUAUGCAGAAGUCUUACGCUGGUUCUUCACUUGGAGAUGAAUUCAAUGCACAAAAGGGCUGGACUUCUCAAUGAGACAUAUUGAACAGAAAACAAAUAUAUGCUUCUAUAUUUCUCUAAAGAACCAAGAUAAUUCUAGAAGGCGUAAUGGGAUCCCUUACAAGUAUCUAUGUCUUUGCUUGUGUCUUUACGUUCACACUUUGGAAUAAUAUCCAGCCAACUGUGGAAGACAAAUUCAUUGCAAACUAUUCAAGCCUUUUGCUAUCUGAUGUUCCAAAAAACAUUCCACUCCAUACUCAUGUAUUAGAUUUAUCACAUAAUAGGAUCUCUGAACUUAGUAUAUCUGAGUUUAUUUAUCUUUCUGACCUUCAAGUAUUAAAUCUUUCUCAUAAUCUAAUUACAGAGCUUGACUUUAAUGUCUUCAUUUUUAAUCAAGGUUUAGAAUACUUAGAUCUAUCUCACAAUAACAUUUGGAAAGUUUAUUGUCAAAUGCUUUCAUGUCUUAGACAUUUAGAUCUUUCUUUCAAUAAUUUUACUGUCUUGCCCCUCUGUCAGGAAUUUGGGACCAUGUUUCAUUUGGAAUACCUAGGAUUAAGUGCCAUGAUGAUACGAAGGUCAGACUUCAGAUACAUCUCACAUUUACAGCUGAACACUGUUUUCCUUACCUUAGAAAACUUUUCUCUGUAUGAGCCGCAGAGUCUAACAGCCUUAAAUACAAAGAGCCUUCACAUUGUUUUUUCGGCAAAGCAAAACUUCAGUUUUUCCCUCCUGUAUGAUGGGAUGAGCACUUCAGAACACUUAAAAAUAGUUAACAUAAGAUAUACCUUGAGCUACAAAGAUUUCCCCUCUCCUUCUUUAAAGCUUCUGAAGAAAAUCAAGACAACAGCUCUGAUGCUUGACACUGUGGACUUAGAAUGGCCUAUCAUUUUGCAAAUUUUCCUACUUAUUUGGUAUUCACCUGUGGAGCAUCUGACUGUGAGAAAUUUGACAUUUCGGGGACCAAUGGGAGUGAUGACUGCAUAUAAAUUUGUACCCUUCUUAAACUCUGUGGAAAAAGUAAUCUCUUUGAGUGUCUCCAUGAAAGUGCUAACUUUGGAGCAUGUUCGUAAUAAGGUUUAUUACUUCAACCAGGAGAUUCUAUACAGACAGUUUUCAGAAAUGAAUAUUGCCAAUUUGACAAUAUACGAUGCAUACAUGCCACACAUGCUUUGUCCGGAGAGAGCAAGCUCAUUUCAAUAUUUAAAUUUUUCUCGCAAUGCCCUGACAGAUGAAUUGUUCCAGAAUUGUAGUACUCUGGCAGAUUUGAAGUUACUUAUUUUGAAGAGGAAUAAAUUUGAGAGCCUUUUCAAGGUGAGCUUCAUGACC
Molecule: messenger RNA, 1580 nt
Organism: Oxyura jamaicensis (ruddy duck)
Lineage: Eukaryota; Metazoa; Chordata; Aves; Anseriformes; Anatidae
Product: toll-like receptor 10
Exons: 3
Biological process (GO): inflammatory response; immune response; toll-like receptor signaling pathway
Cellular component (GO): membrane
Molecular function (GO): Toll-like receptor 2 binding; transmembrane signaling receptor activity; lipopeptide binding
Source: RefSeq, a predicted model, not a curated record